AUGACGGACAAUUUCGAUCAAAGGUAAGGAAAUUCUUAUGAGUUAUGUUUUUAUUAGAAUAGGAGAAUUAAAUAAGCCAUCUUUUACAGAAAGUUUAGACAUAAACCACCGUAGUUUAUUGUAGAUACGAGCUUUAUCACCAGAACUAAAUUUUUAUGCUGCUGCUCUUGUCACACCUAUCUACUGGUAUGUUUCUACGCAUUCCCAUUUAUUUCUCUGUUGUAGCGAUGCAGGUGAUCGCUAUCUUAUCCAGAGUAAUGCUCUAUCUGGAUGGUUUCUUGGUCCCCGAGCUGAAAACCGUGAACUAUUCAACGAGCUUAUUAACCAGACGAUCACUCAACAUCAACAAAACCGUCGCAAGUAUUGGCCAACAGACCCCGAGUAUAUCACAAGGGCUCAGAAAUGGACUCCAGCGUAUAAAGCUGAGAAGAAGCAGUUAAAAGACAAACUAAAGGAAAUGAAUGACGAUCUGAAAAUGAGUACGCCUGUUUUUAGUCCGCGUUUUCAGGUAUGCAAGUAUUUUAACAGUAUUUAUACUAAAACAUGCCUGUAUGUUCAGUUACAUUUUUAUCACGUCUGGGCGGUGUUCUUGCAUAAUGUCCUUUAAGUACUGUUAGUUUCUCAUUCUGAGUCACCUGACCUUAACAAAGAUGAUAGUAACAUGAUAUUUCUGAGCUCAUUUCAAUUAGCCUUUCUCACGAAGGUCUAAAUCCGCCAUUUUUGGGUACUAUUUUAUAAACAACGUGAAAAAUCUAAGCGAUGUGAAAAUAAUUUUUCAAAUAUUUAACUGUAAAUCGAUUUAUAAUGAUUAUACUUACAAAUAUAGCUAUAGAAAGUUUCAUUUUCGCUGCUAACUAUCCCUGUUCUAAAAAGGUUGCCACCCAAAAAUGGCGGCGUGAGAAAGGCUAAUUCAGAGUCACAUGAACUGGGAUAUCUCAAUGCCUGCAGUCCCAGGCUAAAUCUCAGAGGCACAGUAUCUCACUGUUCUGCAUGUCAUCCAGUCACUUAUUGUAUGUCUAUCCUUGCAGGGUCACAUGAACUGGGAUAUCUCAAUGCCUGCAGUCCCAGGCUAAAUCUCAGAGGCACAGUAUCUCACUGUUCUGCAUGUCCUCCAGUCACUUAUUCUAUGUCUAUCCUUGCAGGGUCACAUGAACUGGGAUAUAUCAAUGCCUGCAGUCUUAGGUUAUAUCUCGGGCAUGGUAUGGAACCCCAACAACGUGGAUGUCACAGCAUCACCAAUAACCACACCUUAUGAGAUUAUUGCGGCAGAUCAGAUUUGUGAUAUGAUAGGAUUUGAUCGUUCUAAGAUUGAGCCUUGGGGACAUAUCACGUGUGGUAAGUUAAAUAUCACACACUAAAAACCGAUUAAAGGCUGAGUAUCGCGAAAAGAGUUUUCUCUGAUUGGAGAAAGAGGAUUUUUCCAAUCAGUUUGCUAUUGGAAGCUGGUAUUCGUAACGAUGACAUGAUUCCUUAAUGUAUGAAGACUUAAUAAUAUGAUAUAUGCAAGAAACGUCAUUCAGGUUUUGCCAUCCAGAGCAUUUGCUCGUUUUCUGGAAAGUGGGGGUCACAUGACAAAUUGUUGCCCAUUUAUGGCUUCAAUUCCUUUUCUUUAUUCCAGGUGGAUCGAUUGCAAACAUUGAAGCAGUGUGGUCGUCAAGAAACAUGAAAUUCUAUCCUCUCAGUUUACAAGAUGCAGUAAUGGCUGAAGCUCAGUUGGCAGGAGCAAAAACUUACAAAGUUAAUGUGCCUGCAAAACCAGAUCCACAACCCCGUGGUGACCAACCGUUUGUUCAGGAAGAACUACAGAAUUGUUCUGUGUGGCAAUUACUGAAUCUUGAUGUUGACGAUGCUUGCAGGUUUUUUCUCAAAAUUCCUACAUUGUACUAUCGCAAAAAAUUCUUACUUAGCUACUUAGUUAUUUAUGAAUUUACAUCUAGCCCUACACACUCUGUCAACAUUGCCUGUGCGGGAAAACUGGAGUAGAGAGAAAACUCACGGUGUUCGGCAGACCAUUGACUGACUCUUUUACAUGAAUAUUGCGGAACGAGAAUCGAAGCUACGAUUUCAAAAGUGAACGGCCCUUAUUUGACGACUGUGCCCCGAAACCCUAGCCUGCUUUGCAGACGCAUCUAUGGCUCCAGCAAGUUCCAAAUAGUUAAUUACUUUUAAGUAAUAUUACUCUAAAAGUAAGAUACUACAACCUUAAAUUUUGUUAUAGCAUGGCUGAAGGUGUGGCGGGCGCCGCAGGUGUCAGUAUGGAUAUUCUAUCUGGUUUAGUCCACCCCUAUGCCUACACAUCCAUUGGUAUAUACAGCUUUCUGCAGAAACAUAGCAUCAACUCUCCCAAACUAUUUGUACCAGCUACCUGUCAUUACUCUUGGCCUAAAGCUGCUACAGUUCUAGGACUGGGUGAAGACAACUUAAUUCAUAUCAAUGUUACCGCAUUAGCCAGACAAGACAUGAACCGUAAGUAUUCUUCAUUGUAAUAAUGUUUCAUUUCUAUUGUGCAUUAGUUGCAUUAGCUAAUCGAUCAUUGUGUGUAAUAUCUGAAUAUUCUGAGAGCAAACGACGUGAUUUUGUUCUUAGAUUUACGUGAAGAACUGCAGAAGUGUGUCACGAACGCAAUUCCCGUGAUCUCUGUAACGGCUGUUAUGGGUAGCACAGAAGAAAGUGCCAUUGAUCCCCUGACAGAAAUACUCGCCAUGAGAGAAGAGUUCAAGAUGAAGGUAUAUGUGUUUGUUCGAGAAACACACACCCCCCCCCAGUCUAGGUUAAAACUGUCUUUUAAGAGCAGCUCAAUGAACCCUUUCGCGUUGCAAUUAUCCGGCGCGAAUGUCUGAUCUGCUGGCUUAGGUUGGAAGAUAUUGCAAUCUCGCAGAAAAAAAUAUGGUUCUCUUUUUACCAAACAUAUCUGAACAUGCAUGUAGGGUAGCAAUUAUUAGGUGCGACUAAAGUGGAGAGAUCUGGUUCUUUCUUUCCAAGAUCCUUUCAGGAAUGGAAAAAAAAACUACCUAGUCAAUAAAUAGUGUUACCAAAACGUCUAUGAUAAAGAUGCAACUAGCUGAAAAUACAUAGUGGAGAAAUUCGAGGGAAGGCCCCUCGUCGGCUCGAAACGCCGAAUUUCUUCUAUUAAUUUUUCAGGUGAUUGCAUAAACGUUUUGUUAUUAUUAGCACUACCUACACUUGACACAGACUGCUCAAAAAAUGUUAGCAACAUCUGUCACUAACCUCCAAAUAUUGAAAAGAUUUAACUUCCUCAUACUCAUACUGCCAGUUGACAAUUAUUGUCGUCUACUUGGUAAGAACCUUCUUUAUCGUCCCAGGGCUUGAACUUUGCUGUGCUGGCAGACGCUGCGUGGGGCGCGUAUAUGAGAACAAUGUUGAUUGAUCCAGACAGCCCAGAAGAACAAGAAAAAGCUCGGAGAAGGAAAGAAAAGCAAGGAAGAGAACAACGAGAAAGGAACCGUAGUACAAUUAUAUCAAAAUAUGUUCCCAUCGCCCCCCUGAGUAAGCAUGCUACAGAUAACUUAAACGCACUACGUCAUGCAGAUACUGUAACCAGUGACCCUCACAAGACUGGCUAUGUGCCUUAUCCAGCCGGGGGAUUGAGUUAUAGAAAUGGAACUAUGAAAGAUUUUGUCCUUCUGGCUGCUCCUGAAGUUUUUCAUUCCGAAGAUGAUCUUAGUGUCGGAGUAAAUGGUCUGGAAGGAUCAAAACCCGGUGCUGCAGGCGCUGGUGUACUAUUGUCUCACAGGGUAUUCAUUGUUUAAACUUCUAUCGUCCAGUUGCUUAAAUUUGCAUUGUUGUCUAUUAUAAACUUCUAUUGCUCAAUUUAAAUUGUUCAAAUUUCCAUUCUUCGUUGUCCAAAUUUUCAUUGUUCUGUUAUCCAAAUUAUCAUUAUUCAAUAGGUGAUUGGUAUGGACAAGUAUGGUUAUGGUCGUAUCUUAGGUCAAUGUGUGUAUGGUUCAAAGAUCUAUUACUGUAUGUGGCUGCAUCUCUCCAAACCUACAGAUCCAUUUAUCAUCAAGCCAUACAUCCCAUGUUCUGAUCAAGAUAAAGAGCUGGCUAAAAAUUUGAUUAUUGGGAAAUCAAACUUGCAGAUUGUCACGGUAUAAUAGGUUUUGUUUUAUUUGGGGGGGGGGGGGACACUUAUCGGAAAAAUAGACUUUGAAUCGUUUCUUACCCAUACAAUCCGCGUGUCGCACCCACCUUAGUUGUCUUCUCGUUAUGUUUUCAUCCAUGGAGUGUCAAGUGUGUGCAUGUUCACGGAUUCUGUAUAGACAAUAAUAAAGUCUGUAUUCUUACCCCUCUUGCGCAUAAAACAAGCCGUCACAAAAUCAAACUUUGCAGUAAAAAGUCUAUUAAGCAGUUAACGUUUCCACUUUAACCUAUAUUAUCACUAAGACUCGUCAAGACUUUAAGUUGCAUCUAAAUAUUUACUCCUAUAGAGAGUUGAAACUGUUAUUACGGUCCAUUUUGCACAUAACAUACUCAUUUUGUUAUCAUUAGUACAGGCAGAUCUAGAAAAAAUACUUACUUGCGGGAAUGAUUAAGAUUAAUACAGUACAUCUUAUGUCUUACUAGAACUCGGAUGCCAUGGCUUUGCUUGACAGAGUUGGGCCUGACUGCAUGAUCAAUAAAUUUGGAAUAAACCUCAUUAUUGAUGACGUGAAGAACAACGAUGUUGACCUUUCUACUGAGUAUUCCAAGAAAAAUUGGACGAAUAGUUUCUGUGAAUGCUAA
Paramuricea clavata is the source of this 4743-nucleotide messenger RNA. NCBI's taxonomy places the organism in Eukaryota, Metazoa, Cnidaria, Anthozoa, Malacalcyonacea, Plexauridae. The record is from the annotation of a GenBank genome assembly.